AUGCCGCCUGAAGGAAUCACUGUUCUCCCCACUCUUCACAUCUGUGCUGGAGGCCGGGUGGCUGCAGGCUGCCACGGGCGCCUGCGGCCGCUGCCGGGGAAAACACGUCCGUGGUGCCUCGGCAAGAGGCAGCGUGCGCUUGGCGUCGGCGUAGAGGGAAAGGGCGCUGAAAGCAUGCCUCGCACCCUCGGAAGCCACGCAGGCCUAAAACACCCACGGCCAGACGGUAGCCUCUUACUUAGUUACCGUGCAAUUUUUCCUUAUCUUGGACUUCAGAUAAUUACACUAUCAGAUCUGGAAUGUGACUACAUUAACGCUAGAUCAUGCUGCUCAAAACUCAAUAAAUGGGUGGUCCCUGAGGUGAUUGGCCAUGCUGUUGUAACUGUAUUAAUGCUUAUUUCAUUGCACUGGUUCAUCUUUCUCCUUAAUUUGCCAGUAGCAACAUGGAAUAUAUAUAGGUACAUUAUGGUGCCAAGUGGAAACAUGGGGGUAUUCGAUCCCACAGAGAUCCAUAACCGAGGACAACUGAAGUCACACAUGAAAGAAGCCAUGAUUAAACUAGGCUUUCAUCUGCUCUGUUUCUUCAUGUACCUUUACAGUAUGAUUCUGGCUUUGAUAAAUGAUUGAGAAGUUGAAAAAGAACCAUUAGCUGCCAAAUUGGGUCAUCACUCCAGUGACUGGUUGUGGAGCCACAGACACCUUCCGAACAUACCUAAUCAGUGUCAUCAUGCAGUAUAUUUUUCCUCUUUGAACAAGAAAUAUUUUUCUGUAUUUUUAACAUAAAAUAUUUUCAAAAGACAUUGGA
Molecule: messenger RNA, 805 nt
Organism: Pygoscelis adeliae (Adelie penguin)
Lineage: Eukaryota; Metazoa; Chordata; Aves; Sphenisciformes; Spheniscidae
Gene: CNIH4
Product: cornichon family AMPA receptor auxiliary protein 4
Exons: 6
Coding region: 1-627 (208 amino acids)
Biological process (GO): endoplasmic reticulum to Golgi vesicle-mediated transport
Cellular component (GO): COPII-coated ER to Golgi transport vesicle; endoplasmic reticulum membrane
Source: RefSeq, a predicted model, not a curated record